AUGAAGUUUCAAAAACCAUCUAAGAUUCAAGAACGUGCAUUACCCCUAUUAUUGCAUAAUCCACCACGUAAUAUGAUUGCGCAAUCUCAAUCAGGUACGGGGAAGACAGGUGCCUUUUCGUUAACUAUGUUAAGUCGUGUUGAUGUUAACGAACCAAAUGUGACUCAGGCUAUUUGUUUAGCUCCAUCUAGAGAAUUGGCUAGACAAACUUUAGAGGUGGUUCAAGAAAUGGGUAAAUUUACAAAGAUUACUUCUCAAUUGAUUGUCCCAGAUUCGUUUGAAAGAGGUCAAAAGGUUACAGCACAGAUCCUUGUCGGUACACCUGGUAGUCUGUUGGAUUUAAUGCGUAAGAAAUUGAUUGAAUUAUCUAAGAUUAAAAUUUUCGUUUUAGAUGAGGCCGAUAAUAUGUUGGAUAAACAAGGGUUAGGUGAUCAAUGUAUUCGUGUUAAGAAAUUCUUACCUAAAUCUACUCAAUUGGUUCUAUUUAGUGCCACAUUUGAUGAUGCAGUAAGGAAAUAUGCUAGGAGUAUUGUUCCUGAUGCUGAUGUUUUGGAAUUGAAGAGAAAUGAAGUCAAUGUGGAUGCUAUUAAGCAAUUAUAUAUGGAUUGUAAAGAUGAAAAUCAUAAAUACGAAGUUCUUUGUGAAUUGUAUGGGUUAUUAACAAUUGGAUCCUCUAUUAUAUUUGUUGCUAAGAAACAGACAGCGAACCUAUUAUACGGUAAAUUAAGGAAAGAGGGUCAUACUGUAUCUAUUUUGCAUUCUGAUUUACAAACUUCUGACAGAGAUAGAUUAAUUGAUGAAUUUAGAGAGGGGAAAUCGAAAGUUUUAAUUACUACUAAUGUGUUAGCACGUGGUAUUGAUAUUCCCACGGUGUCUAUGGUAGUUAACUAUGAUUUACCAACAACAAAGACGGGAGAACCAGAUCCAGCUACAUAUAUUCAUAGAAUAGGUAGAACAGGUAGAUUUGGUAGAAAGGGGGUUGCCAUAUCAUUUGUUCAUGAUAAGAAAUCAUUCUCCAUUUUGGCUGCUAUACAAAAAAUCUAUGAUGACAUGGAAAUGACUCGCGUACCAACAGAUGACGUGGGAUGGAAGUGGAGGAGUAUUAAGUUAAAAAAACUACUAAAAGAUUAA
Naumovozyma dairenensis CBS 421 is the source of this 1131-nucleotide messenger RNA. It is a transcript of the gene DBP5, whose product is annotated as ATP-dependent RNA helicase DBP5. Gene Ontology annotation, biological process: poly(A)+ mRNA export from nucleus. The record is from RefSeq and is a predicted model, not a curated record. Gene Ontology annotation, molecular function: RNA helicase activity; ATP binding; RNA binding. Bases 1 to 1131 code for a protein of 376 amino acids. NCBI's taxonomy places the organism in Eukaryota, Fungi, Ascomycota, Saccharomycetes, Saccharomycetales, Saccharomycetaceae. Gene Ontology annotation, cellular component: nucleus; cytoplasmic stress granule. The transcript has a single exon.